Aspergillus homomorphus CBS 101889 is the source of this 859-nucleotide messenger RNA. RefSeq lists its product as uncharacterized. The transcript is spliced from 5 exons. The record is from RefSeq and is a predicted model, not a curated record. NCBI's taxonomy places the organism in Eukaryota, Fungi, Ascomycota, Eurotiomycetes, Eurotiales, Aspergillaceae. Bases 256 to 660 code for a protein of 134 amino acids.
CGGAUAAGAAGUAUGCUGACUUGAUAACUAUAAAGCUGAUACUCCAUGACAAAACACGGUAUUAUAUUUACAGCAACAUUAUACACUGGAUGUUUAUCGCAAUUCCACCCCUCGUUCAUGGAUACUGGCGUGUAAAGCCACAAGGGGACUAGAGAACAGAAUGGUCCACAGAAUCUGACCGCUUCUCGAAUUUCAUCUCCAUUUCUCUUUUACUAUAGAUUCAGUCGGUUAGCAGCUGUACUUCAUGCCGUCUCGAUGGAGUCUUCGAGCACCGAAGCGGACUCAAUAUUGUCUCGUCAGCAGGCGGAGGUCCAAUCCCACGCCGAAUGUCAUGAAAACAUACUAACAGAGUCUUUCUCUGUUGGUAACAUGAGUGGACAUGGCUGGAAAGAACUUCAAGAUAAAUAUGUGGAUCUCAUGGAACAACAUAAAAAAGCAGAAGAUGCUCUCAGGAACCAUACUUCCAGACUCCUAGAGGUUUUCAUGGCGUGGUCCCAAACAACUAUCAUGCGCGACGAAAAAAGGGCGUUGAGAAGAUUUAAGACCCAAAUGCAACAUGUUCAGAAUUCCGAAGAGACCUUGAAGAAAAAGAAGAAACAUUAUACCGAUGUGGUCAAAGCGUUCGAGAGUGCUCUCGCAUUGCUGGACGACCGCGUUUAACCAUACACAUGACCAAGAGGUCAGCUCCAUGUCAUGCAAUCGCACGCUCCUAAUUCUCCCUCGCCGAGAUUCCAGGCAUUAUGCUAUGGGCGCUUCAGUCUAGAAUGAUUUCUUGUGAACUUGUACUAGGGGCGCUUCUCUAUACGCUCAAUUAUCGUGAGUUCCUGCUUAAAGUGAAAUACUAAAGAAAUACUACCGC